AUUUACAAAUAUUUGAAAUACCAUUUUGUUGGCUCCGUAUUAAUAUAUUUCAAUAAGCAACGCAAUGGUACUAAGGCGUGCUUUUGUAGUAUUAGUUGGUUUAUUUUUUGCAAAUGCUGCUCCACUUGAAAAACCGGGGUACUCGCGUGAAGUUGAGGAAGCGUACAUCGAUUAUGAUGUAGCAGAACUUGGAAAACACUUUGAAGGUGAUAUACUGCUGACCUCAAUUCAAAAGCAAGCUAUUGAGUCUGAACCUGAUGAACGCAAUGGCCUCCAAAGCAGCACAAAGAGGUGGCCUAACCGAACUGUCGUGUAUCAUAUUGUGAAGGACGAUUUCAACGAGACACAAAUUGAAAUGAUUGAAGAAGGAAUGAACGACAUAGCAAACAAGUCCUGUAUCAAAUUUCGACUCCGGGAGAAAGACGAGCAUGCUGUUACUAUUCAGGGUUCAGCGGCGGGUUGUUUUUCAAACGUAGGCUUAGAUAAUGAGGAACAUGAAGAAGGUGAGGAAGAACAUCGACAGGUUCUGAAUCUUGCUCCGAACUGCUUCAAACAUGGAACCGUUGUCCAUGAAAUGCUGCACACACUGGGCUUCUAUCAUAUGCAGAGCACGUAUGACAGAGAUGAUUUUGUCAAGAUUGUUUGGGAGAAUAUCCGACCAGGUGUUGAGUAUAAUUUUAAAAAGUAUACAGUCGACACAGUUACCGACUUCGGUGUGCCCUAUGAUUAUGGAAGCGUGAUGCACUACACGGAAAAUGCUUUUUCUAAAAACGGCAAUAAUACCAUAGUCCCUCUACAGGCGAACGUAACAAUUGGGCAGAGAAAGGGAUUAUCUGAAAGAGACGUUAUAAAACUGAACAGAAUGUAUUGCGAGGAGUCCGGAGAACCUAUAAGUUACAUAAUAAACACCGUCAUGAGAGUAAAAUAAGGCCGAUACAUGCAACAAUUAAUCAAACGUUUCAUAAC
Pararge aegeria (speckled wood butterfly) is the source of this 966-nucleotide messenger RNA. Its product is annotated as zinc metalloproteinase nas-4-like. Gene Ontology annotation, molecular function: metalloendopeptidase activity; zinc ion binding. The transcript has 6 exons. Gene Ontology annotation, biological process: proteolysis. The record is from RefSeq and is a predicted model, not a curated record. Lineage: Eukaryota; Metazoa; Arthropoda; Insecta; Lepidoptera; Nymphalidae. Bases 65 to 928 code for a protein of 287 amino acids.